UAAGAAGCUAGUACACAGUAUAAUACCUUACCUUAUAUAAACUCUUCCCGAGCGAGCAUCGACCCUGCCACUUCGUCCAAUCCAUGAGACGGCCUUGGGCCGACUAAUUGCCACCUUGACCCGGCAGGUCGAGGAGGGCGUGAUUGUUGUCUGCGCACCUGCAUGUAGCAGCAGAGCCAUUGGUAGCUUCUCAACUACGCCAUCCAUUUCAAACCGCCGGACUUGGGCGCUGGCGCCUAGGUGAAGUCGCUCUGAUGACCAGACCUGAACCCACAAGUGCGCAAAUAGCGCGAGCCGACGUUGUUGCUGCUAUGAACCGGCUGAACGAACUUUACGACCUUGCACUCGAAAUCCCGACUCGGAGCCCAUCUCCUAAACCUAGAAAAGGCAAACAUCUCGAUUACUCGGAUGCAAUAUACGACAAACUACAAUUACUCCACUGCCAAGGUAGCAUCGAGAGUGCCCUGAACAAAUUCGAUAUCUGCAUCAAACGCAAGAAUCGGUUAGAACGUAGCCAGGACCAUGAUCGCGAGUUACUGCAAGAUGUUCUACAUCGGCGCUACAGUCCAGAGCUAGCCGAAUCGAAAAAACAUCCCCAUAGUCGCCAGUAUAAACGACUAUCAAACGACGAGGAGGAGGAAGACAUCUCCCCCAAGCGCUACAGGAAAACGCAGCUGCACAAACUUGAUGUCGUGCAAACGCGUGCUCUAGCGAAGCCGGGACCAGGAAGAGGGCCACGACCCAGAACAUUGACAACAAGACAGUCUGAUGAGCAUGAUGAAUCAGCCAAUACGAGUCGUACAUCUAUUGCGCCUUCUAUCUUCUCCGAGGGCGAGGACCUUGGUGCGACUCAGACAACCGUCGAAGCGUCUUCACAGGAAUUUAAGCAUGUAUUGAGACCCAGUUCAAAGGCUCAUCUCAAGAGAGAGCCAGCUGACUUUGACUUCGAGCCCAACUCUGAUGAGGUCUUGGCCUUUGAAGAGGCCCAUGAUAAGUCCGAUAAAGGCCAUGCAAGGAAGACCUCCAGUGAUAUCUUUUCGAGCUUCCCAGAAAAUCUAGUUUCGGACCCAAGUAAAUCAGAGCAAAGGCCCAACAUCGCCCAACGCGCCCUCCAAGAUCGCCUCGACCUGGUUUGGCCUCAUCUACCGCAAUGGCUUCAUUACGCUCCACUUGCAAUUGCCUGGGAAGUGACGCGCAUUGCAUUACACUGCAAUGUUGAUCUUGACGACGUCAAAGGCCUGGGUUAUGAUCAAAACUGGGACAAUCCCAAAACGCUGCGAUCCAUCUUGUACAAACACCCCCUAUUUCAAGGAAAGACCUUUCCAGAGCAGUGUUCUGUGGAUGCUUGGAAUGCUUCAGUGAAGGAUUUUGAUAAAGUCGUUCUCGUUGCCGAACUGGAUCUCAACCCAGCCCCAACUGGGGCCUUCUUUUUGUUGAAGCUCAAGGCAUUGACAAUAGAACAGUCUCACCGUCUAAGUAGACGCUUCGGCGAAGAUCGUUUUCUCGAGAUCUUGUACCCGUCGCACGCCUCCUCAUCCAUCAAGGAUCCCGAAUUGCUGCCAACCUUGAACAACUGGUUAUGUCAUGGCAGGCACAGUUUUGUGGGCCGUAAAUGGGCAGCCUUUUUCACAAAGGAUGCCGGGUACAGACGCCCUGCCAGAGAAGUCCGCCUGGGACCCGACCCGAAGCCGGUUUUUAAGGACCGCAUUUACUUUUUUGCCGAGGAUGGGAAUCGCUUUCAGUCACACCAACAUGCUCUAAAUACGUCGUUUUCUCGCAAUCCCCUGAUCCGGACGGCUCUCUCAGUCCACAGCAUGCUAAAUUGGCUUUUGCAACUCGAUCUGGAUCAAAAUCAGCGCCAGCCAUGGCCCAAGUUGUUUUCCCGUAUACAACUAGGCCUAAGCAGAACCCAUCCUACUGUGGUUUUUGAACCGUCAGAGAUCCACUCUGAAGAGAAUGAUAUCAUGUCCCAAACUGGCAACGUCAUGAAUGACGGUAUUGGUCUGAUGUCCCUGAGUGUUGCUCGCGAAAUCCAACAAAUUUUGGGGAUUCAAGACUUACCCUGUGCCGUACAAGGUAGACUUGGAAGUGCCAAAGGCAUGUGGAUUAUCGAUCCGUUUGACCGGUCCAAUAAGAGGUGGAUUAAAACCUACCCUUCGCAGCGGAAAUGGAAGUGCACGUCUUCGGACCCCCAUCACCGCACGCUGGAGAUCAAAACGCAUGCAAAACCGCUUCGGUCCGCCAGUCUGAAUCUCCAAUUUUUGCCAGUCCUUCACGAUCGCAGUAAACAUAAGCAUGGGAUGCGGGAUUCCAUUGGCGACCUACUCCGUACGAGUCUCCGCACUGAAUUGGAAAGCCUGCAGGUUGCUCUCAAUUCACCACAACAGUUUCUCCAAUGGGUCCACGAGAACUCCAAUCAUCGUCAGGGCCUAGGUAACACCUCGUUCGAAAUCCCUCGCCUUGGCGGCUUGCCCGAGCGUGACGAGGAUAUCAUGGCUGAGAUGGUCCGCGCUGGUUUUGAUCCCAGAGAAACGAAAUUCCUCCAGGACAUUGCCUGGAACAUCCAAAAACAAAAAUGUGAAACUCUCAGAGAGAAGCUCAACAUUAAAGUUGGAAUGUCGACUUACGCUUUAAUGGUAGUCGACUUUUGGGGAGUUGUACCCGAGGGCGAGGUCCACCUGUGCUUUUCUGAGAAAUUCACCUGCGAUGGCUUUUCCGAUACUUUGCUCAACGACCAAGAAGUUUUGGUUGCUCGAUCGCCAGCACAUUACAUCAGCGAUAUCCAAAAGGUUAAAGCAGUGUUUAGGCCUGAGUUAAAGGAUCUCAAGGAUGUUAUCGUCUUCUCCCGAAAUGGGAACGUCGCGCUUGCAGACAAGUUGUCAGGAGGCGAUUACGACGGCGAUAUCGCCUGGGUUUGCUGGGAUCGUAAAAUCGUUGACAAUUUUGAGAAUGCCGCAGUGCCCAAUCCUCCGGAUCUAUUCCAACGGGGAUAUCUUAGUAAGAUCCCAGGAAGUAUGUCAGAUCUGGUACGAGACUUGGGGCUGGAAAGAGGUACAGGGGAGAUGAUCGCGAGGGGCUUUGAGUUCAACAUGCGGCAGAACUUUUUAGGCAUUUGCACCAACUUCAAGGAAAAGCUUUGCUACAAACGCAAGAACGUCAACGACUCCGUGGCUAUUUUACUGAGCACCCUGGUGAGCAACUUAGUUGACCAGGGCAAACAAGGCAUCGUGUUUGAUGCAGCAACAUGGCGACGACUUCAAGCGGAGCUCCAUCCCGGGCCUGGUUCUCUAGAACUCCCACUAUACAAGGAGAAUAGCUGGCGAGGGACCAGGACCCCAGAGCACAUAAUUGAUCACUUGAAGUUCACAGUGGCCAAACCACUAAUCGACAAGGAGUUGGGAGAUUUUAACAAAUCGCUUCAAAAUAAGUCGGGUGGAAAAGCGCAUCACUGGGACAAGGAGUUGGUGAAGGUAUGCGAAUACUGGUACGAGCAGAAACCGUCUAAUUCAUUAAGCAAGCUUCUUGGAGCACUCAAAUCAGACAUCAACACUGUGGCGGUACUUUGGAAGAAGGUGAUGGCGGGGGCCCGGGACGGCGAUCGGUCAAGAAACGAAUACCGAAGGAGGAUUAACCAGGUAUACGACGCCUGGCUUGAUAUCAAGCCCGCAGUUCACUUACACAGGUCUCUGCCGGGCUCCAAAACGGUCGCGGCGCUGGUACAAUCGUACUUGCAUCCGGAACAGACGAAUUGGGCUCUUCUGAAAGCUUCCAUGGCGUUCAAGUACCACGUGGAAAAGAACUCGUCUUUCGUGUGGAAAAUCGCGGGUGCGCAGUUGAUGUUGAUCAAAGCAACGGCCGGGGGCCGACAACUGGCUCCCGUCACCCAAGGGAUGAUUCCCUUCCUCAGGCCGGACAAGAAGAUGAUUGAUCGGUUCACCACCGUGAAGGAGGGCACCGAAUCGCUUUAUGAGAGUGGCAAUGCCGGGACGGACUAUGGCGAGGACGAUUUAUUCGAGGGAGCAUUUUCUGAUUGA
Molecule: messenger RNA, 4034 nt
Organism: Pyricularia grisea
Lineage: Eukaryota; Fungi; Ascomycota; Sordariomycetes; Magnaporthales; Pyriculariaceae
Exons: 4
Coding region: 255-4034 (1259 amino acids)
Biological process (GO): siRNA processing
Cellular component (GO): nuclear RNA-directed RNA polymerase complex
Molecular function (GO): RNA-directed RNA polymerase activity
Source: RefSeq, a predicted model, not a curated record